Engraulis encrasicolus (European anchovy) is the source of this 1268-nucleotide messenger RNA. Its product is annotated as alpha-N-acetylgalactosaminide alpha-2,6-sialyltransferase 3-like. Gene Ontology annotation, molecular function: alpha-N-acetylgalactosaminide alpha-2,6-sialyltransferase activity. The record is from RefSeq and is a predicted model, not a curated record. Gene Ontology annotation, biological process: ganglioside biosynthetic process; oligosaccharide metabolic process. NCBI's taxonomy places the organism in Eukaryota, Metazoa, Chordata, Actinopteri, Clupeiformes, Engraulidae.
UGACUCAGGAGGCGGGGCUGUGGCUCUCAUCAGCCAGUAGCUGUAAACGACAACCAGGAUCUCUGCAAAGCAAGGGGAACAUAACGGAACACACAAUAUUUACCAAUAUGACUACCAAGAUAGCGUUACAAACGUGGUGCUAAUGAAUAAAAACAGGAUAUUAUUGCGCAAGCCGUAUAUUCGGCUUCUGAGGUAGAGAUUUGGCCCAGCUUCUUGGGCUUUACAUUGAUCAUUUAGGAUGGCCUGGAUAUGGAAGAAGAAGUCGGUGAUCGUGACGGGCCUGGUCGUGGUGGUGUCUCUCUUCGUGGUGGUGGUGAACUACUCUGAGAAGCCGUAUGACCUGCUGCAGCCCGUCUUUGGCCACGGCUUCAGUGGACACUGGAUGUUCUCUCGGCAGCCGGCCAAGGUGUUCAAGCCCCAUUUUGGAUACAUUAGCAUCCCUAAACAGGAGCCGCUGAAGCUGCAGUGUGACGUGUGCAGCAUGGUGUCCAGCUCGGGCCAGAUGCUGGGCCAGCAGAUGGGUCCGGAGAUCGACCGCUCCUCCUGCAUCUGGCGCAUGAACAACGCGCCCACCAAGGGUUUCGAGGGCGACGUGGGCCAGCGCACCACCUUGCGGGUGGUGUCCCACACCAGCGUGCCGCUGCUGCUGCAGAAGCCGCAGUACUUCUUCGGCGGCCAGGCCAACGACACGGUGUACGUGGUGUGGGGCCCGCUGCGCAACAUGCGCAAGGACGGCAAGGGCAUCGUCUACAACAUGCUAAAGCAGGCGGUGGAGAGCUACCCACAGGCUCGCAUCUACGUCACCACGGAAGAGCGCAUGAACUACUGCGACAUGGUCUUCAAGAAGGAGACGGGAAAAGACCGCAUCCAGUCCGGAUCCUACCUCAGCACUGGCUGGUUCACACUCAUCCUGGCCAUGGACAUGUGUAAAGAGAUCCGGGUUUACGGCAUGAUCAACGACACAUACUGCAAGACAAAAGGCUACAGGAAGGUGCCAUACCACUACUACGAGGCGGGGAGCCGAGACGAGUGUGCCGAGUACCUGCUUCAUGAGAGUGCCCCAUAUGGUGGCCAUCGCUUCAUCACCGAGAAGGCCGUCUUCGCCAAGUGGGCCAAGACGCACGCAAUCAAGUUCUUUAACCCAGAGUGGCAGAUCUCGUGACGACCCACAUCCACACCCACAAGACGUGCACAGUUCACAUACGUACACUUUCCCCACAACACAACACCACUCUCUCUCACACACACACACACACGGACACACACAG